AUGCACAGUAUGCCAUCGGUAUUAGCAAUAUUAAACAAUGUUGUUGCAGCCUUAUUAGAAAAUUCUCAGAGGCGUUUUGUAAUUGUUGAAAUGUCAUUUAUUUAUCGAUGGUGGAAUAGACUUGAUGCAGAAUUCAAAGAUAUUAUAAGAAAAUUAAUAGCUGAUGGUCGUAUUGAUAUAGCUGGAGGAGGUUGGGUAAUGAAUGAAGAAGCGGAUGCUCAUUAUUCGGCAAUGAUUGAUCAACACACAUUGGGUUUUCGAUUUAUAAAAUCGGAGCUUAAAAAAUGUUCACAACCAUCUGUAGCAUGGCAACUUGAUUUAUUCGGACAUUCAAGGGAAGUCAAUUCUUUGUUUAGUCAAAUGGGCUAUGACGGUGUCAUGUUUGGAAGAUUAGAUUAUCAAGAAAAAGUACAACGAAUAGCAAAAGCACGAUUGCAAAUGUUAUGGAAAGUGAAUGACAAUACUGGUAUAAUAAGCGUACAAAAAUAUAAUGACAAUAAAUAUCAUAAAAAUUCAAUUUUUCUCUUAGCUAACGAGCAGCGGUUAUUUACGACAGUGUUACCAAAUCUUUAUCAUCCGCCUGAAGGUUUCAACAUUGGACCACAGAUCGCUGGUCAGUUGAUAAGAGAAGAUGAUGCUGAUACAAUGGAACAAUCAGCAUCUGCGUAUAGUCACCGUUUAUUAAUUGAAUUAGAAACUCAGCAAAGAAUGUACAAAACGCAGAAUAUAGCUCUCAUUUACGGUGGUGAUUUCGAAUAUGAAGGUGGAUUGUAUAAAAGUUGA
Didymodactylos carnosus is the source of this 783-nucleotide messenger RNA. Lineage: Eukaryota; Metazoa; Rotifera; Eurotatoria; Philodinida; Philodinidae. The record is from the annotation of a GenBank genome assembly.